Naumovozyma castellii is the source of this 654-nucleotide messenger RNA. It is a transcript of the gene RPL1A, whose product is annotated as 60S ribosomal protein uL1. The record is from RefSeq and is a predicted model, not a curated record. The transcript has a single exon. NCBI's taxonomy places the organism in Eukaryota, Fungi, Ascomycota, Saccharomycetes, Saccharomycetales, Saccharomycetaceae. Bases 1 to 654 code for a protein of 217 amino acids.
AUGUCUAAGAUCACUACUUCUCAAGUUAGAGAACACGUCAAGGAAUUGUUGAAGUAUUCCACUGAAACCAAGAAGAGAAACUUCUUGGAAACCGUCGAAUUACAAGUCGGUUUGAAGAACUACGACCCUCAAAGAGACAAGCGUUUCUCUGGUUCUUUGAAGUUGCCAGUCUGUCCAAGACCAAACAUGUCCGUCUGUAUCUUCGGUGAUGCUUUCGAUGUUGACAGAGCUAAGUCCUGUGGUGUUGACGCUAUGUCCGUUGACGAUUUGAAGAAGUUGAACAAGAACAAGAAGUUGAUUAAGAAGUUGUCCAAGAAGUACAACGCUUUCAUCGCUUCCGAAGUCUUGAUCAAGCAAGUUCCAAGAUUAUUGGGUCCUCAAUUGUCUAAGGCUGGUAAGUUCCCAACUCCAGUUUCUCACAACGAUGACUUGUACGGUAAGGUCACUGAUGUCAGAUCCACCAUCAAGUUCCAAUUGAAGAAGGUCUUAUGUUUGGCCGUCGCUGUUGGUAACGUUGAAAUGGAAGAAGAUGUCUUGGUUAACCAAAUCUUGAUGUCCGUUAACUUCUUGGUUUCUUUGUUGAAGAAGAACUGGCAAAAUGUCGGUUCCUUGGUCGUUAAGUCCUCCAUGGGUCCAGCUUUCAGAUUGUACUAA